Messenger RNA from Tripterygium wilfordii, 2256 nucleotides. RefSeq lists its product as uncharacterized. Lineage: Eukaryota; Viridiplantae; Streptophyta; Magnoliopsida; Celastrales; Celastraceae. The record is from RefSeq and is a predicted model, not a curated record. Bases 1 to 2256 code for a protein of 751 amino acids. The transcript has a single exon. Gene Ontology annotation, molecular function: zinc ion binding.
AUGACAUCACCUUGGAAUCGAAAUGUAACUAGUGGAUUUCCAAUUGCUGAUGAGUAUGAACAAAAUCAAGAACAAUCAUCAGCAUGGGUUCGUUAUACUCAAACAGACAUUGGUAGUUCAUAUAAGCAAGCAUCAUCAUAUGUUAACCUAAAUCUAAUCCCAGAAAUGUGUAUGGAUGAAGACGACAAUCAUUUUGAGCAAGCAAUUGCUAACAAUGAGUUUGACUUGGUAGAGGAUGAGCCUGGCAUUCAUACUGAUGAUAGUGACGAUGACGAGGAGGAUGGUGGUAAUGUAGGGUUGAAUAUUGAUUCUGGAAUCGACAAUGAAAAUGGGCACAUAAAUUUGGAGGAGAUGGUACCUGAAUUUGGCGAUGUUAGUCAAGCGGAGUAUGCAGUGUGCCGAGAUUGGGAUAAGCAAAAUCAAGGUCCAUAUGAUACGUUGGCAGAGAAGGAAGUUUUUGAAAACAAGAAAGAAUUAAUUCGCGCAGUGAAGAUGUGGCAUAUUCAGAAUAACUCCCAGUACAAGACUCAACGCUCAAGUAAAUCAGAAUUGCAAUUGAUAUGCAUGAAAGAGCCAAUUUGCAAUUGGUAUCUUCGAGCAAUGAAAAAAGAAAAAUUUAACCUGUGGAUGAUAACAGUUAUUAAAGGUCGUCAUACAUGCACAAAUGCCUCACUACAUCAUGGACAUCGACAGUUGGAUGCAGAGUAUAUUGCAGAUGAAGUUAUUCAUAUUGUUAAAGCUGAUUUGAAGAUUAACAUAGCAGCUAUUCAAGCAUAUGCAAGCUCACAUUUGAAGUACCCGGUGUCGUACAGGAAGGCUUGGGUUGCAAAACAAAAAGUGAUGGAGAAAUUAUUUGGCACAUUUGAAGAUUCAUACAACAUGCUCCCUCGAUUUUUACAGGCGUUGCAGAUUUCUAAUCCAGGGUCAAUAGUGAAUUUAAACUAUAAGGAAUGUGUGAAUGGAGUGGCAACUUUCGGUCGUGUCUUUUGGGCAUUUAGGCCUUCUAUCGAAGGCUUCCACUUUUGUCGUCCAUUGAUAAGUAUUGAUGGAACUCAUUUGUAUGGAAAAUACAAGGGGAAACUGUUGAUUGCGGUUGCAUUCGAUGCGGAUAAUGGACUUUUUCCAUUAUGUUAUGCAAUUGUAGAUGAAGAAAGUUCUAAUAAUUGGGGAUGGUUCAUAGAUAACAUUCGUUCUUAUGUAACAAAUCGACCAGGAAUUUGUGUUUUGUCUGAUCGACAUGCAGGUAUUUUGGCUGCAAUGCGGGAUAGGUGGCCCGAACCAGUUGCUUACCACAGGUAUUGUUCGCGUCAUUUUGUUAGUAAUUUCCACGACAAGUUUAAGGAUGUAGACAUGAAGAAUGCAGUAAAUUUGAUGGCCAAUGAACCUUCCAGACAAAAAUUUGAUUUGUGGAUGUCGCGAGUAAAAGAUAUAAACAUUGCAGCGUGGAAUUAUCUAGAUCGUGCAGGAAAAGAAAAAUGGAGUUUAUCGUAUGAUGAUGGGCAUAGAUAUGGUAACAUGACUACAAAUAUGUCAGAAAUAUUCAACAGUGUUCUAAAGGGGGGGAGAUUCCUUCCUAUUACUGCACUUGUCCAGCUGACAUUUUAUAGGUGCAACAAAUAUUUCGUGAAGAGGAGGAUGGAAGCAGAACAAUAUAGACUUCAAGGUUCUGAAUUGCCUCCACAGGUUUAUGGUCACAUUAGUAGAGAAAAUGAAGAUGCUAAACGACAACAUGUUCGGAUGUUCAAUCAUGACCCUCCUACAUUUCAGGUGACAACAAGAACAAGAGGUGCGGAAAAUAAUCAACGUGGUGAACGGCGGGCUGUAGUAUGUCUUGGAGAACGACCAGAAGAUCAAUCUUGUUCUUGCAAUAUGUGGCUAUUGUACCAUCGUCCAUGUUCACAUGUAUUGGGUUGUUGUUCGGUUAACAAGAUUGAUUGGAGGCAAUAUAUGGAGGCAUAUUUCACAAUUGGUGCAUAUGAGAGCUCAUAUGCGCCUAUCUUUUGCCCAAUACCUGAUGAGUCAGGUUGGCAGAUAUAUAGUGGCCCAGUUGUCAUUGCUGAUCCCGAUCAACGUAGGUCAUCGAAAGGUCGUCCAAAGUCAACACGAAUAAGAAAUGAGAUGGAUGCAAGAGAAGGUCGUUCAUCGAACAAGUGCAGCAUUUGUGGACAAAGAGGGCAUAACAAAAAAUCUCAUAAGUCCACUGCACAAAGUAAUUUGUAUAUGUAUAUUUAUUGUUUAUUCUUUGUACUUGUUUAA